AUGUCAUCCGCCAACGCAUCUGGAGGCAAACAAGCCAGCGGAAAGCCUCAAGGUGUCUCACACAAUGUAGGAGGCAACACGGACAUCAAUGCCGAAUCGGGUGGAACGAAAUCUGUCAAGGGUUCUGACCCGGCAGCUAAACAAGCGCAUACCACCACGACUUCUGAAAAGCAUUGGGGGACGACGCAAAAGUAUCAGACAGAGGAAGAAGCGUACUCUGAUCAGUAUGGCAGAGCUGGAGGCAAGGGAGGGCAGAAUGACAAGAACAACAAGGAAGAGCCAGACCCGACAAAACUUGUUGAUGCUUGA
This is a messenger RNA of Spizellomyces punctatus DAOM BR117, 309 nucleotides long. RefSeq lists its product as uncharacterized. Bases 1 to 309 code for a protein of 102 amino acids. The transcript has a single exon. Lineage: Eukaryota; Fungi; Chytridiomycota; Chytridiomycetes; Spizellomycetales; Spizellomycetaceae. The record is from RefSeq and is a predicted model, not a curated record.